AUGCCUGUGCGUGAGAUCCUGGUGCUCGGUGGUGGCAUUGCGGGCAUUGCCUCAGCCCUGGCUCUAUCAAAGGAACUCGGUCCAAUUGUUCCGGAUCUGAAAAUCAGAGUAUUUGAGAGACAUGAGGUUCCGUCCACCUCCGGAGGCGCUAUCAACCUGACGCCGGUGGCACAGAGGCAUCUGGCUCAUCUGGGAAUCUUAGAGGAGCUAGAUAGAAUGGGCCCGGACGGUGGGACGGAGGUCGAUGCCAUUGAGAUAUACUCGAUCCGAACAGGGAGAGCCUUAGGCUCAGUCAACUUUAGCGAUAAACAUGGACAAGGAUAUAAAGGCUACAAAGGUCGAAGAGUCACGAGGAUUGCCCUGUUGUUAGCAAUGAUUGCUACCGUGGAAAAGGCUCACAAUGUUGAGCUCGAAUUCGGCAAACGGGUGGUGGGCGGAGAAGAGAAGGGCAACAAAGUAAUGAUCCACUUUGCAGAUGGCUCGAUGGCGAUGGGAGACUUGGCUCUGGGCUGUGAUGGUGUGCAUUCGCCAACAAGGACACGGAUCGUCGAUAUCGGUCGCCGGUCAGAAUACACGGGCAUCUCGUUCCUCCAGACCACGAUCCGUUCGGCGGAUCUGAAGUCUCACAUCCAUUUCCAUACCAGUGCCCUCAACAUCUCCCGGUAUGGCUCCAUGUUGACCAGCUACUGCGAUCGGGAUCGCGAGGAGUUAUUCGUGGCCGCUAUUAUCGAAUAUGAUGAAGACCUGGUCAAGCAGAAUCGACUCGAAUAUGGCCAGGAAUGGAGGGCGCAACAUGCAAUCAAGAUGGGACUUAGAGAGGAAGUGCGGGACCGCUUCUCAAAAUCUGCCUUUGACUGUGUCCGGGAAAUUGUACAGCUCCCUACAGACUGGUUCCUGUAUCCGGUUUAUCAAGUGCCACCGGGAGGGAAGUGGUACUCGGAACGGAUUCUUCUGCUGGGGGACGCAGCUCACGCGAUGCCACCCAGGGACGAAUCUGCAGCGUACGCCUUGGACGAUGCUAUUCUAUUCGCACGUACCCUUGCUCGUUAUCCAUAUCACCCACCAGGCCUAUCCUUCAAGAUUUACGAGAAUAUUCGUCGAGAGCCUGUCAAUCAGGCUUUCAAGGCCUCUACUAAAAGAUGGGAUAAGAAUAGAGAUACCGGAGCUUUAAAGGCAUCGUUAACUGAAUGGACCCUCCCGCUGUAUCUGCGGAAAACUAAAGAUGCCAGGAAGGAGGCAUGGGAAUUUGACGCCAGCGAGGUGCCGAUCCCUCAGAUCAGUGAGGAACAGAUUGCCUUUGACUGGGCCUCCGGAAUGGAUAGUUCGGAGUUUGAGAGAGAAAUCUAA
This is a messenger RNA of Paecilomyces variotii, 1347 nucleotides long. RefSeq names its product salicylate hydroxylase. Gene Ontology annotation, molecular function: monooxygenase activity; FAD binding. Bases 1 to 1347 code for a protein of 448 amino acids. The transcript is spliced from 2 exons. The record is from RefSeq and is a predicted model, not a curated record. Lineage: Eukaryota; Fungi; Ascomycota; Eurotiomycetes; Eurotiales; Thermoascaceae.